Coregonus clupeaformis (lake whitefish) is the source of this 5480-nucleotide messenger RNA. RefSeq names its product ribonucleoprotein, PTB-binding 2 (gene raver2). Bases 104 to 2668 code for a protein of 854 amino acids. NCBI's taxonomy places the organism in Eukaryota, Metazoa, Chordata, Actinopteri, Salmoniformes, Salmonidae. Gene Ontology annotation, cellular component: cytosol. Gene Ontology annotation, molecular function: mRNA binding. The transcript is spliced from 15 exons. The record is from RefSeq and is a predicted model, not a curated record.
CCUUUCCCGUCUGCUCUGCUCUCUCUCAUUCAGAUGGGAGCGACAAAAACACAGACGCCUACCUAUCGCUGCCUCCACUCACUUUCUAUCACAGCUACUCAAGAUGGCGGCAGCUUCCUCCAUCCAGCCGCCGAACGUUCGCUCUCUGAACCAGGAAAAUGCACCUUUCCGGGAUUCUGACAGCCCGGAGAGCGGGCAGGAUGAGGUCGCAUCAUCCGAGGGGACCAGUCUCCGAGACUUACCCGAUUUGGAACCGGAGGAAAUUGAGAAGAGGCUGGAGAAAACUCGCCGCGAGCUGAGCAACAGGAGGAAAAUCCUAAUUAAAAACCUGCCACAAGAUACAACCAACCAGGAGGUCCAUGACAUUCUGAGAGAAUACGAGCUCAAGUAUUGCUUUGUGGACCGCAACAAAGGGACAGCGUUUGUGACCCUGCUGAACGGUGACCAGGCUCAGGAUGCCAUCCGCUCCCUCCACCAGAGCAUGGUGCGCAGCCGGGACAUCACGGUGCAGCUCCAGCCCACAGACAGUCUGCUCUGCCUCACCAACCUGCCCCACACCUUUACCGCCCAGCAGCUGGAGGACCUAGUCCGCUCCUACGGAAACAUUGAGCGCUGCUUCCUGGUCUACAGCGAGCUCACCGGACACUCCAAGGGCUACGGCUUCGUGGAGUACAUGAAGAAGGACUCAGCGUCGCGGGCGCGGUCGGAGCUGCUGGGGCGACCGCAGGGGGACCGUGCGGUCAUGGUCCAAUGGACAGACGUGAACCAGUUGACUGCGGGUCACCACCUCCACUCUAAGUGCCUCUGUGUGGACCGGCUGCCCCAGGAGUACGACUCAGAAGAGCUGACCCUGCUGUUCUCAGACAGAUACAAGCCUGUCUUCUGCCAGCUGGCCCAGGAUGAGGGCAGCCCGGUGCGAGGGUUCGGGGUGGUGGAGUAUGAGAGUGCAGAGCAGGCGGAGGCCAUACUGAUAGAGAUGGACAGAACACUGGUGGGAGGCCAGGAGAUCCGUCUCUCCCUCUGCAACCCCGGAACCUCAGGCAGGAGCACACUGGCUGCGCUCAUCGCUGCUCAGGGCGUGAUGUUGAGUAAUAAGAAGGGCUUACUGCCGGCACCCAACCUGGCCCAGCUGCUGAACAGCAUGACCAACCCAGCAGCCCUACAGGUCCUUAUGAGGCCCUACCACACUGGGAAACGAGGAGGGAAGUUUGGGCGGGCCCCCAGCAUGUCUCCAUUCCUCAGACCCCCCCUCACAGCAGCCCUGUUCCAACUGGGGAAGGUACAGCCGAGUUCCAUGUUGGGGAACGGGCUGGUGCUUCAGAAUCUCCUGCACAUGCAGCUGGCCCAGCAGCAGCUCCUGCACAUCAAAGACAAGCACAUGAGCAAUGUAUCUAGUCUGUUGGGUGACCCCUCUCGUCUACUCCUACAGAAAGUCCUGGGUCUCAGACCUCCAGCCCCCAUGGCCCUGGGCAAGGGUCUGCUGGGUGACUCCCCCAUUGAGUUUGGUCAGGAGUCCCUGCCAACGUCCAGUCAGGCCUCAGUGUCGGCAGCAGGCAUGAUGCCCUACCUGCAGGCGCGGGCACACCUGGGCACAGCCGGGGGAGGGGAACAGAACGGUGUCUGUAUCUACACCACAGCCUCUGACAGGCAACCUGGGACCACGGUGAAUGCUCAGCCCCAGGGACAAAGCUAUUUGCUGGGCCCCCCACCACCCAACGUUGGAGGGGGCCAACAGCCCGGCCUACACAGCUACAGCAGCACUGAGAGCAGCCCAGCUAGUGGAGCUCCCAGCAGUCAGUCCUCUCUCCUGGGUGAACCCCCUAAAGAGAUGAAGCUACCCUCCAAUCCAUACCUGAAUCUAGCUAGUGUGCUACCUGGCAUGGUGCUGCAAGCCCCGGCGGCCUGUAAAGCCCAGGCAGGGCAGCCUCUAGUUGGGGUGUACAGCAGUGCUAUGCCCCCUGUCUCCCAACCAUCCACCUCCCAUACCCCAGCCCCCUACAGCACCGAUACCUCUGCAGACUACAGCCACUACAGCCAGGCAUACUCACAGGAGGCUAUGCAGCAGUGGUACCAGCACUACCAAGCACAAGCCCAGAGCUACAGCACCGCCCCCCAGGAGAGCCACGCUACGGACUAUAGCAAGGAGCACACACAGGCCAGUGAACAGGCUGUGGCAGCAGCGGCGGUGCCGUCCUAUGGGGAUUACAGCUCCUACAUGCAGGCUGUCAGUCAGUACUAUUCUCAGCCUCCCAUGACCCAGCCACCUCCCCAAGCCUACCAGCACAGAGACCCCACCAAGGAGGCUGAUGUGUGUAAGUCGCUGGGUGUGUCUCUCCAUGCAGUCAGUAAUGGUGGUGCCCAGUCAGUGCUGCCCGCCGCGGUCCUGCCAGCCUACAGCGCCAUCCCUAUGAUGCCAGGCUUCAUGGCCGCGCAAUCUCACGCCACACACACACACCCACCCAGCUCCACCUCACACAUCCAGAGUGCCCAUGCCCAAGCCACCAACGAAUGGAACCAGUACUACUACAAUCAGGCGGCUCGGGGGCAGAAGCGGGAGUACCCUCACUUGGCGGUGCAUGAUAUGACAUCAGAGGGGGCGUACGUGGGGCAGCACUCCCAGGGGCUGGGGGGUCAGUACGCUGACUACUUCAAGAAGAAGAGAAUCUAGAGAUGACCUCUGACCCCCUGCACCCUAACUCCUAAACCAUACAGUACAAACAGUCUCAGCUUUAGUGUUGUAUGGCGUUGGUACACAAACACACACACCACUAUGUUGCUUUUGUCCUGUUCAAGCCUUAACUCUGAACUCUUAACUCUCUUCUCAGUUGAUGUGAAAUGUUUAUUGACUAAUAAUCUCUGUACAUUGUUUCUAAUGUAUGUGAGCUGCUUCUGUAUUUCAGGGUCAUUCAGUCAGUCUGCCAGUCAGUCAGUCUGCCUUGUUGAAGGCCAGUCAGUGUGUAAUCAGGUUUCUCUCUCUCCCUGUUUCUAUCGCUCUGUUUCUAGCUCUCUGUGCACUUUUCUUCAAACGGGGGAAACUGGCCAGUGUUGCAGACAGAGAUGAUUUGAUGACUCACUGUAACUGACGUGUUUUUCUCUUCCUCAGUGUCUUUCCCAUUUUAUGACCGCCUAAGCUCGCCUUUUAUCUCUGUCUUUGCGGAGACCUUGAUGUGUUGUGUACGUGUUGUGCAGUGCUGUAAGUGUAGGAGUGAUCAGCCAUUCCCAGGGUAGAAGAAAGCUGGGCUACCCUGGAAACUCAGAGACACAGGGAGAGGGAUGUCUAAUCACUGCUUUUAACCUUGAACAAAGGACACGUAUAGGCCCCCAUUGGCCUGGUAUACUAGCAAAUGAAUAGACACCUAACUUGGUACCUUAUAGCUAUUACAAUAGUCACUGAGUGGACACUUAUUUGGGUCCAUAUAGCCAUGUAUUAUAACUAGCUAGUGGAUGGACAUUUCCUAGACCGUGGCCUUCUUCUUAUGGCGCUGUGUGUGAUAGGUACAGGAUGGAAACCUUCCACUGUUUAUAAUGGCUGUCGUUUUCUGUAGGGGCCAUUGAACAAUGGCUCAGUCGCAGAAUUGCAAUAAGGAACAGAAGAGGUUCCCAGGCUUCGCUCUUCUUUUUAAAUGACUUUUCUGGACGGGAAGGGCUGUGGCGACACAAACAAACCAAUCAACUCUUUAAUACUGCUUCAUAAGCUGCCAAUAGAAAUUAAACAGGAAACAGAAAGAUUCAGGAGAGUAGCCAUGUUGAAUUAUCUCAGAGAUUGGAGUCAAUUCCAUUUGGAUUCAGUCAAUUCAGAAAGUAAAAAGACAGAAGCAUAUGUAUAAAAAUAAUCGCCAAUUUUCAUCAAGCCAUGAAUCGAAUUUCAAUGAAUCCCCUUGGGAUUAACGUGGUACAGCAGUGGUAAGCAACACUGUUCCUGGAGUGCUAAAGGUACUGUAGGAUUUUGUUUCAACUAGGCACCACAUCUGACCAACUGAGUUAAUUAAUCAGUUCAGUGAUUGCCUAAAUUCAACACACCUGGACCGGGGUUGCCUACCCUGCGGCACUCCAGGACCGGGGUUGCCUACCUCUGUGGUACAGUGAAAGUGAAAAGGCAGUGAAAACCAACCCUUGGGGUCUGACAGAGGGAGGUACGAAGGCCCCAGGAGAGGGCAUGGGAUGAGGGCUUUAGCACCACGUUAAGUGCUGGCACAGGACUUCAGCCUUAGACCCAGGCAAUAACAACAACUACUGUACCAACAAAUAUCACAAUGCCAACAUGAGGGCAUACAAGGGCAUUACCUUUCUAUGUGUACUGUGCUACAAUCAAUCAAUCUGUCAGUUUCUUUCUCUCUUUUCACCUUUCUUUCUCUCAUUUUCUCUAUCUGAUCCCUACUCUCUCUAAUCUGUCUGAUUUCAUCCUCCACUCUUGAGUUGAAGAAUCUGCGUUGUCCUGUGUCACGUGACUUGAUUUGAAGCACAGAUGUUUUUAGUGGUGUCAUAUAUCAUGCUCUUAGCGGGCAAAGCUGUAACAUAUUGAAACCCCUCUCAGCACUGUGUUACACUGGCUUAGAGCCAGACUUUUACUUUUACUGUGUGUGUGCAAGUGUGUGUGUGUGUGUGUGUGUUGGACUUGGCCUUUCCAGCCAGCUGAUUGCUAGCUUCUACCACGUCUUUAAAAGGCAAUGCUUAGAAGUGUGUGUAGCUUCUUUAUUUAUUUGUGUGUGUGUGUGUGCGUGCGUGCGUGUGUGUGUGUGUGACCAUAGGAGUCUGUCUCUCUGUCUCAGUCAGUGUCUGUAAAAGGCAGACCCAGGCAGGUUAUAAUGUCUGUCUGUAGUCAGGUGCUUUAAGCCAGUCUGUGUUGUUUUAAUGGUUCUCCGGUGAUUGUAUUAGCCUUUUCUCUCUAAAGCCAUUACCGGAUGUGUCACAGUGCUACGCAGAGCUGUGCCUGUGUGUUCUUUGCCUAUAGCAGGUCCAUAGGUUGUUAUAGUUAUUCAGUGUAGUCUGUGCUUUGUGUGAGUGUGUGUGUGUGAAUGAGUGUAUGUGUGCGUUAAUAACCUGCUUUUGGCAGGUAUGAGGGGAACAGACAGCAGAGAGAGAGAGAGAGAAAGAGAGGAGCGGGAGAGAGAAAGAAAGAGAGGAGAGCGAGCGAGAGAGAGAAAGAGAGGGAGAGAGAAGAACAGCUCCAGCUGCUAGCUCAGCCUGUGUUUAUUUGCACUGUCGUUCCAUUUUGAUUCCUCUCUUUUUCUCUGGUCUGUCUCUGGCUGCUGUGUGUGUGUGUGAGCGUUCAGUUGAGGGCUCCUACGGUAUGCUCCAGGUCUGUUACCAUAUAGUAAGGAUGAUAGUCACAGCACAGAUACCUCUUUACCUCUGCAGGACAUCUCUCUGUCUUCGUCUCCUCUUAGAAGUGUUCCCUAUAGUCUUGCAUGUACACUGAGUAUACCAAACAUUAGGAACACCUUCCUAAUAUUGAGUUGCACUCCCCUUUUGCCCUCAGA